Molecule: messenger RNA, 1344 nt
Organism: Solanum verrucosum
Lineage: Eukaryota; Viridiplantae; Streptophyta; Magnoliopsida; Solanales; Solanaceae
Product: probable galacturonosyltransferase-like 1
Exons: 2
Coding region: 1-1092 (363 amino acids)
Cellular component (GO): Golgi apparatus
Molecular function (GO): glycosyltransferase activity
Source: RefSeq, a predicted model, not a curated record
AUGUUUUAUAAUUUGUCUCCCUGCUUCAUUAUGCCUAAACUUAGGAGAUCUGGGGGCAGCACCCUGCCUCCGCUCUUGUUGUUCAUCUUCUUCUCUUUAUCAAAACAAAAUGUUACUACUACCGCAAUCACUGGCACUAAAUUCAAUCUCCAUUUUAAAGAAGCGCCGCAGUUCUAUAAUUCCCCGAGUUGUUCUUCAAUUAAUUAUUCAGUGAAUGCAGUACAUGUCGCUAUGACUCUUGAUAUAGCUUAUCUCCGGGGAUCUAUGGCUGCUAUUCUUUCGGUACUGCAGCACUCUUCUUGCCCAGAAAACAUUGUAUUCCAUUUUGUCGCUUCUUCGUCUGCUGAAUCCACGCAUUUGAACCUUACUAUUACGAAAUCAUUUCCGUAUCUUCAUUUCACAAUUUAUCCAAUUCAAGAUGUUGCAGCUGUAGCAGGACUAAUUUCGACCUCAAUUCGCUCUGCUUUAGAUUGUCCUUUAAAUUAUGCUCGCAAUUAUCUUGCUGAUCUACUUCCUCAACACCUUCAAAAAGUUGUUUAUCUUGAUUCGGACCUUGUUUUAGUAGACGACAUUGCUGAAUUAGCAGCAACGCCUCUAACAGGGGACUCUGUUUUAGCAGCUCCUGAAUACUGCAACGCUAAUUUUACUACUUACUUCACGCCAACUUUUUGGUCUAAUCCUUCUCUUUCCUUAACUUUUGCGAAUCGAAAUCGAAGGCCUUGUUAUUUUAAUACUGGAGUGAUGGUAAUUGAUUUAGAGAGAUGGAGAGCAGGGGGUUAUACUACUAAGAUUGUGGAGUGGAUGGAGUUGCAAAAGAGAAUGAGGAUUUAUGAAUUGGGAUCUUUACCCCCUUUUCUGCUUGUUUUUGCUGGAAAUAUAGCUCCGGUUGAUCACAGCUGGAACCAACAUGGUCUUGGUGGAGAUAACUUUCAUGGACUCUGUCGGGAUUUGCACCCUGGUCCAGUUAGUCUAUUGCAUUGGAGUGGAAAGGGGAAACCAUGGGCGAGACUCGACGCCAAUCGCCCUUGUCCAUUAGAUGGCCUAUGGUCACCUUAUGACCUGCUGCAAACACCUUAUACUAUUGAAUCUUAAGGUGUAUUAGAAAUUAUAGUAGAAGACAUCGAGAGUAGAGAUCUGUGUCUUGAGAUCCUCUUCGAUUGUGUUAUGUAAAGGUACUACUACUACUACUUAUUUGUUUCUUUUGGUGGAGCUAGUCACCCCAGAAGGGCUAGGUGAGGUCUACUAUUUUCAUAGAUUAUAAGUAGUAUACAGUAGCUAGCCAAGAAUUUUACAUUGGUACUUUGCUAGAGUAUUAUUUUUCAACGUAUGAUAUGAAAUCAUAUA